UCUUCAACAGCAGUCGAACGACUUGGGCUUUGGUCUGCCUCAUUCAUCGUUUCGUCACGACACACACCACUGGAAACAAACGUCAGCGUGGGUCAAGCAUCGAAAGCUGCUAGAGCCACCGCGAGCAUACAACACUGAGGAUAGACCCGUCUCGCAUCCGCAUCUCUCCGCAACCCACUCGGGCAUCGCAGUCGCCGAUCGCAGUCUCCUUCCGCCACUGAAGAAAGACCCAUUUCCUUUCCUUCCAUACCACCAUGCGCCUUAUCCGCGAAGCUCGACGUCUCGAAUGCGAGAACCAGCGCCGUGAAUCGCGUCGCUCGCAUCUCAAGAAGUGGCUCGAUAUGAGCCGCGACGAGGAGGAUCAGUGCCUUGAGGACCAGAAGCAACAGAGCGAGGCUAGCCGUGCGCCUUUUGGUCUUUCCGUAACUCGUCGUGCUACUCCUGUGUCUCCUCUAGCUCCCAGUCUUAAGAAAUCGCAAUCACCACUCGCUGUAAAGUGGAGCUCGUACAUCGAAGCCAUGGGUCUUAAGGAUAACAGCGGCAAGCACCGUCGCGUCCGAUUCGUGGAAAAAAAUGCCGAGGAGUUCGAGCGACCACAAUACACUGAUGAAGAGAAAGCCAAGUGCCACUACUCGGCAGAAGAGCUCAACGAGAUGGAAACCUUGGCCAAACAGUUCGUUCACCGCGAGUCUCGCUUUGCCGGCCAGCCUGAGGACACCAUCCUGGAGCAGGGUUUCCUGAGCUUGCCUGUGAACGCUCCAUUUUUCCAGAACAGACGGUACUAUUGCCUCUUGCGAGGCCACCGACUCCAAAUGUACAGCUCAGCAGCGCAUGCUGCGAAGAACACUGGCAUGAAGACGCAGCUUACCAUUCUCCGAGUACAGGACUGCCAGGCCCUCUCCAUGCAAAAGAAGUUUGCGCUUUUCGGCGCCUCGCUGCCUUCACAGAUUGGACUGAUGUUCUACGUCAUUAAAGCCAAUGGCGAACGCGUCAUUUUCACCGCAGAUACCAGGAGCUCCAAGCGCAAUUGGGUGCACUCACUCACCCGAUUGACGUACGUGGGGGAGGGGGAAUGCAACAAUAACACGCCCCCACUCCGAUCGCGCUCGAGCUCGGCUCCGACUGCACCUACGUGUAUGUUGCCUCCAGUACCUGAAGUCGAACCGGAGGAGGAAAUGCAUGAGAUCGCCACUUUGGGAUCCGUCGAGUCGGACAGGAGGAAUAGUUGCACUGCCGUUUGUUGAGAAGGCAGUGCAGUCUACCUGCCGCCGGGUACCAUUGCAUGUAUCCAAAAACAUAUAAUUGUUUUCUCUAGGGAGAAAUAAGUAAACAAGUAAAUAAGAAGUAGUCAUUCAUCGAGAUCGAGUCACUGGUAACUCGAUAACAAUUUUCAACAGCUUUGCCGAUUUCUUCAAGCUGGCACUGAAUCCCCGCCAUUCGUAAAGAAUAUCAAUAUAGACAAUCCAUCC
Phytophthora nicotianae INRA-310 is the source of this 1469-nucleotide messenger RNA. RefSeq lists its product as hypothetical. Lineage: Eukaryota; Oomycota; Peronosporomycetes; Peronosporales; Peronosporaceae. The record is from RefSeq and is a predicted model, not a curated record. The coding region runs from base 255 to 1244 and encodes 329 amino acids. The transcript has a single exon.